Messenger RNA from Pimephales promelas (fathead minnow), 1472 nucleotides. RefSeq lists its product as uncharacterized. The record is from RefSeq and is a predicted model, not a curated record. NCBI's taxonomy places the organism in Eukaryota, Metazoa, Chordata, Actinopteri, Cypriniformes, Leuciscidae.
UGACAUUUUAAGGAGGUGCCUUACAGUAUAAAUUCCCCAUGCUGACACAGUCAUCACCAUUGCUUAGAGAGGUUCAUUCAUCUUACAGGUACUUCCUUUACAGACAAAAAAUGUCAGACAGCCAAGAAAUUGUGAUCGCAAUUACCCCAGACUUUAUCAAGGAGCUUCUUCCAUCUGCUCAGCGCACCGCUCUCCUCUACCAUCUCUCUUAUCUCUGUUUGGCAAAGUUCCCCAAGUUGGAAAGGGUUCUCCGACAGCGUGCUGUUGAAACUCAGCUUCUCUUUGGGUCCUCUGAGGCUCUUCUGCUGAAGUGUGCGGCCACAAGUAAAAACCUGGUUUCCACACUUCUGCCUGCGCUGAAGAUUGCCGUUGAAGAGGAUGAAAGCAUUUUGGCUAUUAAGUCACUGGAAAAAGCCAGAGCAUGGAUCACUGAAAUUGUUGACAAAGUGGGACAAAUGGUGGACAGAUAUGAGAAACACAACCACAGUGUGGCUUCCUGCUCCAGUGAUGUCAUUCUUGAAAAGUCUCUGACAGAGGAAAAAAAAGCACAAACUACUACUGAGAUAGAGGCUCAGGAGAAGGCGGUGAAAGAUCUCGAAGAUGAACUGAAGAACAACCAUCAGAAAAUUAUACAAAUUGAGACAACGAUUAAACAAAAAAACCAAGACCUGUAUAAUCAUGUCAAAGCGACUUCUAAAAAAAGUAAUGAUGGGGGUUUCUUGUCAGCCCUUGUACCAUUUAUUGAAGCUGUUGUUAAAUUAUUUACAAAAAGCGAUGAUGACUCUGAAGCAGCUGCGACAGUCCAGGUUCUGUCAAGCGAAUUGACUCAACUCUCCAUUGAGAAGUCGAGUCUGAUGAGCAAAGAGUGGAGCAUCCAUGUCAGGAUGACGGACAUGCAGCUGAAGUUGGCAACCAUGAAAAUAGAAAAUGGUUCAAUACCCGACCCUGUCCAUCUGAACGACGUCCAAAAAUGCCUUUCCCGAAUCCAAAACAUUCUGAUUCAGCUUCAGAAGUUCUGGGAAUCAGUGAGUGUAAUGUUGGAGGCUCUCAAAGACGAGACUUUUGCUAAGGAAGACUUCAUCUUGAAGAGAAACAUGAAGGCGACCUUUCUGGAAUCUAUUAACUCAGCAAAAGGGCAUUGGAAGGCCUUCGGUGAAUCCUGUCUACAUGCAAAAAGCAUCUUUAGCUUGCAGACUAAAGAUGCGUAUAAGUUCCUGGAGAACAGCCCAUCUGCACUGACCCCAGAGCAAUGGAAAAAAGAGUAUGAAACUGUCAUAGAGCAACUGAACAAAAUAGAUCCUGAUCCCUUCCAUUACAAAGUACCAGGUGCACCAGCUGCCAUUACUCAGUAAUGUACAAACUUAAGAAGUCUUUGCAGUAUGUGCCUAUAUAAUGAUUCAGGCUUACUGCUUUCAACAACACAUUUGUCACUUACAGUAUAAACCUGUUUUAAUAAAAGCUUUUUAAGUGAG